UCGCUAAAGGCUAGAGGAAGCCAUCUCUCUAAGACCCUUGCACAGCACCUGUGAUCAGACUGCUGCAUUUACCCAGCAGUUUCUUCAUGGGAAGACAAUUUCUCUAUUUGUUUUUUAAAUGAGGGAGUGAAGUGCACAGACUUGGUUGGCCCAGGGUCUUAAAGUGAAUCUGUAGCAGAGAACUGCUCCGAGCUCUCCAUCACCUCAACAAGCAUGAAUGGCACAGCCAUUGCAAAUUUUACCUGUGUCAUUUUUAAUGUUUCCUUCAUGAACUGCACCUGGCUCGUGGGCAGGACUGCUACAGAAGACACCCAAUAUUUCCUGUACUGGAGGCCCUUGAAGAAUGAAGAUGUCACAGAAUGUCAAAAUUACAUCAAAGAUACCUGUGGAAGGCACAUAGGAUGCCGAUUUCAAAACGUGACAAUAGCAAAUAACUAUGCUUAUUUCCUGGUAAAUGGGUCCAGAGGCGGACAAAACAUUCAGUCAUAUGAGAAGAAGAUACUGCUAUACCAAAUUGAAAAGCUCACCCCUCCAUUAAAUGUCACAGUGGACUGUACAGACGCUUCUCAUAGAUGUAGUAUUUGGUGGCAACCACCUCACACAAGUCAUGUGAAAAAAAAGAGUUGUUUCAAAUAUGAAAUUGUCAUAGAAAAUAAGGCUGAUGCUGAGAAAAACACCAAAACUGCAUCUAAAACAGCAGCAAUCAUUGAAGAUAACUCCUACCUAUAUGAAAGCUUCAGCUCAGAAAAAAGGUACAGCGUCAAAAUCAGAGCAACAGAUUCAGGCUUUUGUUUAGUCAGCUCAAACUGGGGAGAGUGGAGUACACCUGUGGAGUUUGGAACUCAGCAACUUACAUCUACUUCAUCAUAUAUGCUGUUUCUGAUACCAAGCCUGGCAGCAGGACUUGCAAUUCUCCUUUGCAUGACAGUAAGGACUUAUUUCAAAAAAACAUCUGCUACAGUACCACAGCCAAGAGACCCAUUCCGUGAGACCUCUCCAGUGGACUUCCAGACAGAAUAUAUGAAUCUAUUAAAAAAACAAGAAACUGAAGAAAUAACAGAUAUCGAAGAAGUGACGGAAUGCAAGUGAAAUGAGCAACUUGAUUUUUUCAAGCAUAUAGACCUUAUUGGCCAGAAUUAAGAGGAUUUUCAUAUUCUCUCACUCCUGGAAGCAGGGAGAAGAGCGUCGGCCGUAAAGACAGCUCCCCAAGAUCUUAUCUCUAAAAGCCUCCUUGUGUUUGGUUACAUUUUCUAUGAACAGUAAGGUUUGGACUAUUUCUGGUUUUUAUUGUAAUGAAUACUGCAGUAUUUCAGAUAAAAAAAAAACAACAACUGUAUUGCUUUGGAAGCUAUAUUACUGUUUUUCAACAACAUACAAAAAAAUAAAUAAGAACAAACCAAUUUAAGGGGUUUAUUCAGGAUCUCCAUUGGUUCAGUUUCUCAAAAAAGGUUCAGCCAUACUGAGAUUGUGAUCAGGAAUGGAAUUUGACAUCUGUAUGAAAGCUCACUGCAUGAAGCCAAGAUCAAACCUCUUAAGAAAGAUUACUUGUUCAUACAAAGUGAGUACUCUUAAAGAGCUCUGGAUGCAAUCUUCCCAUAUGUCUAUUUGUUGCCUCCCGUUUUUCAUCCCUUCCUAUCUGUGUUAGAUGAAAAAAAUUACUUAAUAUGUGAUUGCUAUCAGGUAGCAGAUGUACAUAUGUAUAUGUAUUAAGUGGGAAAUGUUGGAAAUUGAGCAUUUGAACUCUCCAGCAGAAGCCUGCCACUUGCUAAUUGUGGUACAGGCCAGUUGUGUGUUUUUAUAGCACCUGAAUGAAACAGAAGCAUAACAGCCUGAAUCCUCUAACUAAUAAGGAGAUAUGAGAGAAAACCCUCAAUUUGGGUGCUAAUCACAUUUUUUGACCUUCAGUUUGCAUGAAAUUGAAUAUGAGUCAGUCCUGCCCUGCCCUGGCAGCCAGGAGGGCCAGCCUUGUCCUGGGCUACAUCAGACAUGGCAUCUCCAGCCGGGCAAGGGGGGGGAUUGUCCUGCUCUGCUCUCCUCUGCACUGGGGUGGCCUCACCUCGAGUGCUGGGGACAGUUUUGGGUGCCACAAUACAAUAAAGAUAUAAAGCCAUUAGAGAAGAUCCAAAGAAGGGCUACAAAGAUGGUGAAGGACCUUAAGGAGAAGCUGAGGCCAUUUGGUCUGCUCAGCCUGGGGGAUACUGGGGGGAGACCUCAUUGUAGUUACAACUUCCUUGUGAGGAAAACCAGAAGGCUGUGCCAGGAGAGGCUUAUGUUGGGUAUCAGGAAAAUGUUUCUCUCCCAGAAGGUGUUUGGGCGCUGGAACUGGCUCCCCAGGGCAGUGGUCACAGCACCAGCCUGACAGAGUUCAAGAAGCAUUUGGACAACACUCAGGCACAUGGUGGGACUCUUGGGGCUGUCCUGAGCAGGGCCAAGGAUUGAACUCAAUUAUUUUUGUGGGUCAUUUCCAGCGCAGGGUAUUCUAUAAUUCCAUCAAGUCUCGAGAUGGUUAAAGUCAUCUCAAGUGGCUGAAAUCCUAUCAUGGAAAAUAAAGUCCUCUCAGUGAUAAAAUUCCACUAGACCAGGUUACCUUCAAGAGACCAACUUUGGAAAUAAAUUUUUCUAUAGUUCUGUGUUUCUAAAUGAGCUUUCAAUAAAAGUUUAUUUUUAAUGUCUUUUUAAAACAGAACCAGAAAAGGAUCCCUCCGCUUGAGUUAUAAUUGCCAAAAGAUAAAAGUGCCUGCAUUAAAUGGGAAAACUAAAGCCAACUCGCUGUAAUCUAAGGACAAUUAAACAGAUACAGUCUACUGGAUCCUCUCCAUCUUUCUUCACACAGAGUUGAUCAUGGCCAUUGGUGCUUUCACUGCUUUCACUGUGAAAGCUGCUUAGGCAGAAAAAUCAUUAAGAAAACUUGUUCACUACCAGCAAACCAAUAAGAAAACCAUAAGCCAUGGCCAUCAAACAGUGGAGGUGGUAGUAGGUGUGGGACUAAGGUAUCUCUUUCUCAUUCCUGGGCAAAGACCCCAAAAUCAGUGGGAAAGGAUGGUCAGGCUUUAGAAUCUUUUAACUAAGUGCCUUGGGUGCUCAAAUUGGAAGAAGUCCUUUAUUCUGGUCUCCUAUGGCUGUUCCUCUGUUCUGUGCUAAAAACUAGAAAGUUCUUGAUGCAAGGAAAAAAUUAAUGGUCUUGUCUACCAUUUGUAUUUUUGUGACAUUUGCAAAAGCUGCAACACGCCAGUACAGCAAAACACCAGACAGCUCUUGUGAACACUCCUGGUUUUGUUGGAGCAAUAAAUUAUUCUUCAAGUUUUUCUAAGAAA
This is a messenger RNA of Haemorhous mexicanus (house finch), 3314 nucleotides long. RefSeq names its product granulocyte-macrophage colony-stimulating factor receptor subunit alpha-like. The coding region runs from base 214 to 1089 and encodes 291 amino acids. Gene Ontology annotation, cellular component: membrane; external side of plasma membrane. Lineage: Eukaryota; Metazoa; Chordata; Aves; Passeriformes; Fringillidae. The transcript has 9 exons. The record is from RefSeq and is a predicted model, not a curated record. Gene Ontology annotation, biological process: immunoglobulin mediated immune response; cytokine-mediated signaling pathway. Gene Ontology annotation, molecular function: cytokine receptor activity; protein binding.